Messenger RNA from Aspergillus ibericus CBS 121593, 2500 nucleotides. Its product is annotated as polynucleotide adenylyltransferase. The transcript is spliced from 8 exons. NCBI's taxonomy places the organism in Eukaryota, Fungi, Ascomycota, Eurotiomycetes, Eurotiales, Aspergillaceae. Gene Ontology annotation, molecular function: poly(A) RNA polymerase activity; RNA binding. The record is from RefSeq and is a predicted model, not a curated record. Gene Ontology annotation, cellular component: nucleus. Bases 286 to 2082 code for a protein of 598 amino acids.
AUCGUGUUAUCAUGCACGUGACUGCUGAAUCAGCGCGCGCCUUUCCUCUUUUCGCGACGCCUCCUCAUUUCGCCCGAUCGAUCAAGCUGCUCUGCAUUCCCCUUCGCCCUUCUUCCUUUCUCUUUCCAUUUGCUUCUUGCUUUGAGUUGACCCGUCAGAUAUCUCCUUUGUUGCACAUAUCUUCCCUCCUUUGCCAGUCGUUCUUUUCUCUCCCUUGUGCCAGCCGCUGCUUGGUAACCGCGCAACCGCAUGCUUCAGCAUAGCAUUAUCUAGUUGACUUACAAGAUGACGGCACCACCAGUUCGACAGUGGGGAGUCACUCCUCCCAUCUCCACCGUUCUUCCGACCUCGGACGAGCUUGCUGCGAAUGACGACCUGAUCACCGAGUUGAAGGUUCAAAAUAAUUUCGAAAGCCCUGCGGAGACGGACCGGAGGAAACAAGUCCUUCAGCUCAUCCAGCGUGUCACCCUCGAAUUCGUCAAGACCGUGAGUCGGAAGAAAGGUCUCUCUCCGGCAGCUGUAGAGGCCGCCGGAGGGAAGAUCUUCACAUACGGCAGUUAUCGCCUGGGUGUUUAUGGGCCGGGAUCGGAUAUCGAUACCCUGGUCGUCGGCCCUAAGCAUGUCGUGAUUGACGAUUUCUUUUCGGAUUUCCCGCCCGUGCUCGAGAAGAUGGCCCCUCCGGGCGCUAUCGAGAAGAUGACUCCGGUUCCCGAUGCGUACGUUCCGAUUAUUAAACUCGAGUUGUCCGGCAUCAGUAUCGAUUUAAUCUUUGCUCGUCUGAUUGUGCCGGCGAUCCCAAUUAACCUCGAUCUCAAGAACAACGAUUAUCUGCGGGGACUGGAUGAGAGGGAGGUUCGAUCGCUGAACGGCACUCGUGUGACCGAUGAGAUUCUGGAACUUGUGCCCCAGCAGAAGACAUUUCGGCUGGCCUUGCGCGCGAUCAAACUUUGGGCCCAACGACGAGCGAUUUACUCGAACAUUGUGGGUUUCCCGGGUGGUGUGGCUUGGGCUAUGUUGGUCGCCAGAGUGUGUCAAUUGUACCCCCAGGCAACUGGCUCGGUGAUUGUGGGCAAGUUCUUUCGGAUUAUGAACAAAUGGGCCUGGCCUCAGCCGGUCUUGUUGAAGCCGAUUGAAGAUGGACCUCUUCAGAUGAAGGUCUGGAAUCCCAAGAUUUAUCACGGCGAUCGAUUCCACCUCAUGCCCAUCAUCACCCCGGCCUACCCCUCCAUGUGCGCGACACAUAACGUUUCCAUGUCCACCAAGGCCGUCAUCCUCCGUGAGCUUCAGCGUGGUGGAGAUCUUGUGGACAAGAUCUUUUUGAAACAGGCGCGCUGGGAAGAUCUAUUUGCGCGACAUACCUUCUUCACCGGCGAUUACAAGUACUACCUCAGCAUCACGGCGUCCAGCAGAACCAAGGAGGCCGAGUCGGUGUGGUCUGGCUUGGUUGAGUCUAAGAUCCGACACCUGGUUGGAGCGCUGGAUCGGAAAGCAACGAUCGCGGUCGCUCACCCCUUUCCCAAAGGAUUUGAGCGGGUCCAUCUGGUCUCGUCCGAGUCUGAAAUUGAAGCCGUCAAGUCUGGAUCCACUAAGUACCAAGACAAAGGCACCAAGACGGAGACGACCGAUGAGACGAAGGAUGCCGCCCAUGAGGCUGCCGCGCUGAACGGAGCCGAGAACACUGACGUGGCGGCAGCCGAGAACAAGCCCGCCGAUGACACUCAUAUCAUGUACACCACGACCUACUACAUCGGUCUGGAACUCAAGCCCCUAGAGCCAGGCGCCUCCCGGUCGCUGGAUAUCUCGACCGACGCCCAGAUUUUCAAGUCGACGUGUACCUCGUGGGCAGGAUACCAGCCGGGGGUUAAUGAUCUGGCGAUCACCCAUGUCCGCAACUUCGACCUGCCGGACGAUGUUUUCCAACCGGGAGAAACUCGUCCGACACGCCCCAAAAGGAAGAUCAUCAAGAAAGCCGAGACCGGCCAGAAACGCGGUAUCGAAUCCUUGGACGACUCCUCCUCUCUUCCGGCGGCGAAGCGCCAGGUCACUUCCAAUGGAGUGGCCAAUACCGCGAUGCCCGCCUGAACGUGUGUUGCAGCCGAACCGAUACCACUCGCGCCGGGGCAGGCCCCCAUCCGUCCGAGAGACGCCCGCAGAAUCCGGGUUUGAUCCGAUUACUCCCACCAAUUUGGAUGACUACAUUAAUGAUUGAACAAAUAAUCCAGCUGACUCUGACCAUAUUCGCAGCUGGUCAGCCGUACAAGGUUGGUUCUCGUAUCUUCGUUGUUCUUCGUUCUUUCCCCUUACCUGUCGUAUUCCUUGCGUGUUGUUGCCAGGUAUGUUAGAACGGCGCGGCCGCCCGGUGUAAGUGCGGUGAUUCCUCCGGAUGAGAUUUGUGCAGAAGGUCUGCAGCUGUACAUAUCGUCGUGCUUUGACUUAGGUUCUGGUGUCCGCCAGUUAGGUCUAGUUGAAUGUACACGUUUGUGGCCUACGGGUCAUGCCG